GCCGUCGUCCUCCAGCUUGACCUAUGCAGCUUCACCAAGAUGUCCCAGGAGAGGAGCGCCAUGGACAUGGCGACGAUGGUCCACGAGCUCUUUCUGACCUUCGAUAGGGGCGUCAUGCAGCGCGGCCUCUACAAGAUGGACACGGUGGGGGACGCGUACAUCGUAGCUGGAUGGCUCUCCUGCGACCGCGACUGGUUCCUGCAGGACGACACAAGAAGCCGCUGCAGUACCGUCUUGUCUCUGGCGCACCUGAUGUUGGAGUCAAUGGCGGAGUACCGGAAGAGGACGGGGAAGGAGGUGAACUGCAGGAUCGGCGUCUCCAUCGGGGUUGUUGCUACGGGGCUGCUCGGGAGGAUGCAGUCUCGCUUUCACAUCAUCGGGCAGACGAUGCUGGACGUGGACACGCUCGAGUCAAGCGCGAAGAUGAACUGCGUGCACGUUAGCGAC
Guillardia theta CCMP2712 is the source of this 447-nucleotide messenger RNA. RefSeq lists its product as hypothetical. Gene Ontology annotation, biological process: cyclic nucleotide biosynthetic process; response to oxygen levels. NCBI's taxonomy places the organism in Eukaryota, Cryptophyceae, Pyrenomonadales, Geminigeraceae. The annotation marks the transcript as partial. Gene Ontology annotation, molecular function: guanylate cyclase activity. Gene Ontology annotation, cellular component: guanylate cyclase complex, soluble. The transcript has a single exon. The record is from RefSeq and is a predicted model, not a curated record.